Sphaerodactylus townsendi is the source of this 5137-nucleotide messenger RNA. RefSeq names its product colony stimulating factor 1 (gene CSF1). Gene Ontology annotation, biological process: osteoclast differentiation; positive regulation of macrophage differentiation. Gene Ontology annotation, molecular function: cytokine activity; growth factor activity. The record is from RefSeq and is a predicted model, not a curated record. The transcript has 9 exons. Bases 179 to 1912 code for a protein of 577 amino acids. Gene Ontology annotation, cellular component: membrane. Lineage: Eukaryota; Metazoa; Chordata; Lepidosauria; Squamata; Sphaerodactylidae.
AGCAGCAGCAGUUUUUCUCUGGCUCCCCAAGCGCAGGGAGGAAGUCCUCGUCUAUCCCUCCGGCGCUCGGCCACCGGGAUUAGUGCGCAUAAGAAAGGCGCGCCCUCCUGUUCCAGCCACUCGCGCAACCGGAGUUCCCCGAGCCUUUGAGGCGGGAGGGUGCGUGCCCAAGAUAAACAUGGUCUCUCUCAUCACGUUGGUUCUGUUCUUCCUUGUGGCCUGCAACAGCUUUGCAACUGCACUGAGUUCGCACUGCAAACGUCUUGUCACUAAAGAUCACCUGAAAAAUCUGUCAGACCUGAUUGAUACCCAGAUGAAGAGUUCCUGCCAGAUAUCCUUUAACUAUGUAGAAGAGAGUGAUCUGGACCAUCAAGUCUGCUUCCUCAAAGCUGCAUAUCGCCCACUGGGAAACCUUCUUCGCAAUGAAAUGAAAUUCAAGGAAAAUACUGCUAACUCCAGGAUUCAAGAGAUGUUGCUCGAAAGUCAUGAUUAUCUCAAUGAGGAAUGUUUUAAAAUAAAAGCUGAUGAAAGCCAGAGCUCAAGACGUUGCAUCAAGAAGUAUUCUCUGUCUGCAAAGGAAAUGCUAGAGCUGGUGCACAGGUACUUUAGUCUGGCUGAAAAACUUAUCUCUAAAGGGGAAGAUUUCAACCAAGACUGCAGCAGUAUCUUCCAGAAGUGUUCAGACUCACAGAAUGAAGCUGUCAUCUCUUCAGGUGUGGUGACUGACCAAGACUGCAAGUGUCCAGCCACAAGCCCCAUCACUCAGGGACUCGUGACUUCUUUCCUUCCGACUUUCGAGUCUCUUCCUUCUAUUGCAGACCAGUUGGACAGCAAGGAGACAGCUGCCAGCACUCUCCAGUUAUUUAUGGUGCCUGACACCAUGCAGACUCAAGGCCAAUCAAAGGGUAGUACCAGUCCCCGGGUGCCUAGGAGCACCUACAAAGGCCCAAGCAUAGACUCUGGAGUUAUUGCUCACACUGCACCAGAAGAAUUGGCAUUGGCAGCUAAAUCACAGGGACCUGAGGGAACUGCAGCAUUCCAAGAUUCAACCCUGCUCCCACCCUCUUGGUCCCCAAGGCCCAGCAACAUUCCCGCCUUGCCUUCCAGACAGCAGCAAACUGAAUCUGCUCUCCCUGGUUCGGGAGCUGGCAGCAGCCAACUAUGGCCCAAUCAGUUGCCCUCUCACCAUCUGUCUCUUUCGGGCUUAGCCAAACCCUCUCCCAGUAAACAGUGGCUUUCUACAAGAGACAUACCCAAGGCCAUUCCUGGACUUGCACCUGAUUUGGGCAGGACUGGUAGCAGCAGCUCAUUGGGUCUAAAUCUGGAAUCCUUUGUCACUUUGGAGCCAUUGGACAGCUCAGGGGUGCCCUCCAGUGGAAGUUGGGCAGUUCUUCCACCCAGUGACCCAGCACUGUUCCCCAGUCUUGGCUCUGAGGAACUUUUCUCCACAACUCAGCAGUCCUUAAAAGCAUCUACAAGGCAGAAAUCCCCAGUCAGCUAUUCCUGGGGGGAGCAGAGCAGCAGAGGCCAAGUCCCAGGAAUACAGCUGAGCACACAGCUCCGAGAGAGACGAGCAGGACGAGGUGAAGAGGGCUUGGCCAAGGACAGGGAGCCUGAGGAUAGCCUGUCGGGGCCCAACUUUGACCUGAACUUCAUUCCUCCGAACACAGAGAAGGCCAGCAAGAAGCCAGAACCCAGAGGUAACCCAAAGAUGACUCUGAUGUAUGCACUGGUGCCCAGCGUCCUGGGGAUCCUGCUGGCAGUGGGAGGCCUCCUGUUCUACUUGCAUAAAUCCAGGAUACUAGCAAAGAGGCAACAGCAGAGAAUGGGAAGUGACAUGGAAGAACAAGAAGGAAGCCCACUGAGGGAAGGAGAAGAGCAUUUGGAGUUGCAGAUGCUGGAGGAACUAUGAGCUGGACUUUUCCAUCUGUGGGAUGAAAAGCCAUAUGGGGCUUGGACGUAAUCCCCUUCUUCUGGCAAGAAGUUUCAGGAUGAAUUCUGGGAAAUAGUAACCAUCUCUUCCUGUGAAGAGUUUUUCUCCUUGGCAAUGGGAGGAGCUGGAGAGAAAAAGGACAUUUUAUCUUUGGCACUCAGGCUUGGCUUCCCUGUUGCCACAUGCUGCAGUGGAGCCCUUGUUCCACUAACUGGUCAACAAGCUAAACUAAGCAAGAAGAAAUCCAGAAACUGCCAGCAGUCUGGAAGGUGACUUGUACAUUAAAACUGCUAAUCUGACGGAGGGUUAAGAGUUUCUAGGAACUGCUGUGCCCAUCGCUUUCUGGUGUGAAAUGAGUGACGUCCCUGCCAGAGUGCCUCCAGGGAGUUGUUGGAGUGAACCACUAUGUGCCUGGACAAGAAUGGGAAAAAAAUCUGUUCGUCCAACUCUUUGAGAGCUUCCGGUCCCUGAAGGAACAGGCUUUCAAACUGUCUUGCUGCUUUUUAAUCAGACCCUCUGUGGCAAAUUUACUCAACUUGUAGCUGCUAUAGAGAGUAUGCCUAGCUCUUUUUUCCCUUGGCUCAUGCAGUGUAUGUAUAACUUAUUAUCUGGGCUAGUUUUUUUCCCCCUGCUGGACUUAAUUGACUUGCUGUUUUUUGCUUCCUGGAUAGCCUAGUGCAUUAGGCAGCGCUGCCAUUGGCUAUCUUAGUGGCCUCCGACAGUCCCCAUCGUAGAACCUACAGUGUUUUACUUACAAUUUGUAAUGUGGUAUCCACUUUUAAUUCUUUUAACUAGGGUUCACACCAUUAACUUUUUAAUGAAAUCAAUUAAAUCUGCAUAGAAUUGCACAUGACAAACAGUGCUUCCAAAGAGAAGUUUACAUUUUAGAUGAUGCCUUCUAUAACGUAGGAAUGCAUUUGUAGAGACAUUUAUUUUCUCUUUUAUGAGAGGAGCUGUCUGUUAUUAAAACUUAAAAUGGCUGCCAGCUUCGAAGUUAUAUAGUUUAAAUGCUUUGACCCAGCUCAAAAGGUACUCCCAGCUUUCUGCAGCAAGUGCUUACUGUCACAUAAGCAUUAUGAAAGUUGGGGAUUGUAUGCUGGCCUUGUAACAUGCAGUUCUGUUUUCUAAAUUUUAGUCUUGACAGAUUGUGGAGCCAGUACACAGAAGGCUUUCUCCAAGAAGGGCCUAAUCACUCCUCCUUUCCAUGUUAUAGUGGAGAGUUAAUCUGUAGAGUGUUCACCACCCAUUCUUCAAAUGAAGCAAAGCUGUUGCACUUUGUAUACAUAAAUGUUUUGCAUGCCAUGUUUAGAGAACAUUCCAGGCUUGCAUUUGUGGUCCAGGUUGUGACAGCAUGUGUGCAUACAUGCUGUGUACAUGCUGUGUAGCUGUCCAGACAGGUUUUUUUUUCAAAAGGCAGGGCCAGUCUCUGCUUCAUCUUGGUCCAUCCUUUUCCUUGCUGUUUUUCUCUUUAAAGUGUUUGUAGCCAAUGACUAAAGAUCCUGAGCCGGCCUCAGGAUCAAUAUGCUGCCAUUCUGCACUUACAGGUUUAAUGUGCUAGAGAAACUGUUGUCAGAGGAAGGUGUGGGUGUAACUGAGCUCACUGUAAGGAACUGACACCUAGUAGUGCUGUGUAUGUUUUGGAUUAAUGAUGCAAGCAAAUCCAUAUUUGCAAAAGGUUAUGACCUAUCUUCUCAGUGUGCCAAAUGUGUUUACAUUCUGUGAAGCAUUCUGCUUUAGUGUGGGUUCAACAUCCUGAACUGCUAGGGUGUGCAGCCAUGUGCCUUUCUCUAGCAUCAAACAUCUUGAUGUUUAUUUAGCUAAUCCCUGCAGAAGUGUCAGGCUGACUUGUCCCUUUCAGCUUGCCUUGCAACUUGUAGAGAGCUUGUCUACAUGUUAGAGUCUGGCAAGAUCUUUUCUUAUAAAAGCAAAGAAAAUGGAGGUUCAGAUUUAAGGCCAUUAGUGGCUUCAGCAAUCCUUCUCACAUUUCUCAUAUUUGUUCAACAGGAAAUUGUUUCCUAGCAUAGAAGAGUAACUUUUUCCUGCAUUGUUGCAUAUAAUACAAAGCUCAUUCUGCAGUGUUUCCAAAAACCCCUUAGCUGUUCCUUUUGCAGGCAGAUUCAAGAGGUUCUGCCUGUUGAGGUUCAUGCUGGCCUGGGUUGUCUGCAGUUGCUGGAGACCAGAAGGGUUUAGGACAGGGGUCUGCAACCUGUGGCUCUCCUGCUGGCAGGGGCUGAUGGGAAUUGUAAUCCAUGAACAUCUGGAGAGCCGCAGGUUUCUGACCCCUGGUUUAGGAGAUUGGUGUGAAGAGGCUAGGUGGGAUGAUGGUGUUCUGCAGCCCAAUCAGAGCAUCUAGCCACAAUAGCCAAAAGAAGGACCUCCAUGUUUAACAACAGUAAACCCUGACUGUCAGAUGCUAGGGAGAAACAUGAUAUGUGCACCACCUGGCUUGGUCAGCCAGUUUCACAGAAUGCUGAGCCACCUAUGUGGAACUCUGGUCCUUGAAAGAUGAGCUGUGCCCAAAGAGCAGCAGGAUGUGCAAUUGUAUAGAAGGAACUUGAUUCCAGGUCCACUUAGUCAGAUGGUCUCCUGAGAAGAGAGCAACUCAGGUUGAUCAGACUGGAAAGACUGAUUGUGGCAUACCUGUGUCGAGGUCAGACAAGAUCCUAAACCUAUUUUAAAUUGCUUGCUCCACUGAGUAGAAUAGAUGUUAUCAUGAUUUCUAUUGAAUGAUGGGAAAUGAUCAUCUUGGACUGGUGGCCAGGUUUUUGAUGCUGAGCCAGUAUAGCAGCUGUUAUGCCCCAUUCUGAGUAUGUACUUGCUGGCAAAGCAGACCUUGGGAUACACCCCUUAAUUCCUAUACAGUGGAACCUCGAAAAUUGGUGCCUUUGACAAUUGUCCAUUUCAGAAAUCGACGAUUGCCAGGCGCCGAUUUCCACCAUCUAAAAUCAAAUCACCAAUAAUCUCCGGACAGAUUAUCAGCGAUUUUCGAGGUUCUACUGUAUUCACCCACCUGCCUCUUUAUAUAGGAGAAACCAGUUGGAAAGUUCCUUAGAGUUGUAGUUCUGGUUCAAGCUGUGUGUAUGUUUGUAUGCUUUAUAUAUAUAUAUAUAUUUUUCAAAACAUUGAAUUUUAUAUAAAAACAUUUUGUGUCUAUUUAAUAGAAAAUGAUGUAUUUAAUAAUAAACACAGAUGUGUAACACUUUU